AACUGGCAGGGGUGUGGUGGUACCAUAAGGUCGGAGGUGAAUAUCAUGAUGUUGAAAAGAAGUGGUUCUACUGUUGAAUGGGAUACAGGAGGACUGGAAAUAUGAGCAGAUUGAAAAAGCAUGAAAGGAGUCGACAGCUGUCCUCAAGGAGUAGCGAUAGUGGCAGUUAUGGGAGGCGAACGCGAAGCAGAAGUCGGGAUCGACGUAGUAGCAGGAGCAGGAGUAGAGGUCGACGUAGUAGCAGGAGCAGGAGUAGAGGUCGACGUAGUAGCAGGAGCAGGAGUAGAGGUCGACGUAGUAGCAGGAGCAUAAGCCGGGGUCGGCGUUAUAGUAGGAGCAAAAGUCAGGAUCGACGUUACAGCAGGAGUAGAAGUGGUGAUCGACGUAGUAAUAGAAGCGGGAGCCAUGGAAGACAUGGAAGUAGUGGUGGCAGGCGGCGUAGUCGAGGAAGUGGCAGGCGGCGUAGUCGAGAAAGAAGUCAAAGUUAUCUUUGGCGUAGUCGAGAUCGAAGCAAGAGUAGAAGCAGUGAAAAAAUUGGAAGGGAGAAGCAUGAUAAACGGAGCACGAGGCAUGGGCAUUCAAAACAAAGGGGGAGAAGUAGCCAGGAAAAAAUGAAGGAUACUAUGAAGGAGAUAGAACUGAUGAAAUCGCGAAUGCGUUCGGCUCUUGAAUCUGCACAAGCGAAAAUGGAUGAUGUCGUGGAAGCUAGAGGUCUGUUAAAUGAAUCACAUUUAACUAUGGAUCUUACAGUUACGGAGACGGUAGCACGACAUCGUGAUAUUGAACGUAUCGAAGAGGAAGGUUUUCAUCAGUCAACAUUUAUUUCUUCUUCUGGUGGAGCUGGUGGACGACUUAGAAAAGAGGAUGCAACAGAUCGUAUAGCAAUGGUAACGAAGAAGGAAGAUGAACAUGACAAAGCAAUGUUUGGACCAAAAUGGCGAGAUGCCGAGAAAGGAUACAGUGACGAGAAAAGGGAGACAGUCACAGAUGUUGAAGUCGAUAAGGAAACACCUCUUGCCAAUGCACGAUUUUCCGAAGAUCCUGCUGUACGUGAAGAACGUUGGUUGAAGAUAUAUCGCGAAAGACGGGCAAAGUUGUUGGGUCUUUGAUGUGAUCUCAUUGUCUCUGUAAUGUAAGGUAGACAGUGCUACUCUCAUUAACAGAACAGGAAAGGAUAUUCGGG
Messenger RNA from Loa loa (African eye worm), 1183 nucleotides. RefSeq lists its product as hypothetical. NCBI's taxonomy places the organism in Eukaryota, Metazoa, Nematoda, Chromadorea, Rhabditida, Onchocercidae. The record is from RefSeq and is a predicted model, not a curated record. The coding region runs from base 78 to 1109 and encodes 343 amino acids. The transcript is spliced from 6 exons.